Molecule: messenger RNA, 1227 nt
Organism: Cotesia congregata
Lineage: Eukaryota; Metazoa; Arthropoda; Insecta; Hymenoptera; Braconidae
Source: the annotation of a GenBank genome assembly
AUCGAUUCAUUAAAUGAAUUUGCGCCGUUUACGGAGAGAAAACUAUAUCGUCAAAAAACACCGUGGCUGACGAAAGACCUCAAGCUGGAGUUACAUAAUCGUGAUACUAUUUAUAAGCAAGCUCGCAGAACGGAGAAUUUAAAUCUCUUAUCCUUAUAUAAAAAACUAAGAAGCGAAUUAAAAAUUAAGAUAUGUGAUGCACGUGAUAAUUAUUUUAAAAAUGUUUUAGAGGAAAGUGCUCAGGGCUCUGACAUUUGGUCCAACCUGAAAAAGCUAGGAAUUAUUAAACCUAGGCAGUCUUCACCACUGGAUCACUUUGAUGCAAAUUUACUGAAUAAUUUCUACGCUAGUACUGUUACCAAAUACCCGUCAUGUGACAAAAAUUUCGUCUUUGAUCUACCCAAUCAUCAUACGAAACAAGUAAAUUGUGUCUUCAACUGGUCAAAGUUAGAUAUUGUUGAUGUGACAAAAAAUCUCCAGCUAACGUUAUCAAAAUCUAAAGGUAACAGUCCGGACGAGCUGGAUCUUAAGUGGUUGAAGGAUCAUCUGUCGCAGAUUACUCUCUUUCUGACUGCCUUAUUUAACCGCAGCAAAGGAAAACUGAAGUUACUUGAUGGUUUUGACCUACCACCAAUCAUUGUUGAUGGUAAUGUCAUAGCUUAUGUCGAUACCACUAAACAUCUAGGCAUCGAACUAUCGAAUAACCUCUCAUGGAAUGCUCAUACUUCGCAAAUCUCUAGGAAGGCCUAUGCUGCGUUAAACAGCUUGAAUACAAUAAGAUUCAUCUUUAAUCUUAAGCGGGAUGAGCAUAUCACGCCCUAUCGUCAAGAUUUAAGAUGGCUCGUCAGUAUUAGGAUGCAUAGGAUUUAUAGUCUGGCAUGUUAUUUUUACAAGUUAUUGCAGAUUGGAGAACUAAAAUAUCUGCGAAAACUGUUCUGUAAUGAAGAUGAAAGUGUUAGGCGUUCGGAUAGACUUGCUCAGAAAAAUAAUAAUAUUAUCUUCAGAAUUCCUAAUUUCCAUUCUGUUGUCUUUGAACGCUCAUUCGUAGUGUCAGCUAUACGCCUAUGGCAGGAACUUCCGCUGGAUUAUGUCAUAAGCUCUUUAUCAAUAGGGAGUUUUAAACUCAAAAUGCUAAAUUACCUUUUGGAUCUUGAAGCUGGUGGUAAAGACGAAUUAGUAGGAGUUGUAAAUCUUGUAAACAUUGUUAAGAGUAGAUUUGUAAAUUUG